Molecule: messenger RNA, 4293 nt
Organism: Ilyonectria robusta
Lineage: Eukaryota; Fungi; Ascomycota; Sordariomycetes; Hypocreales; Nectriaceae
Exons: 5
Coding region: 1-4293 (1430 amino acids)
Molecular function (GO): protein binding
Source: RefSeq, a predicted model, not a curated record
AUGCCAAUUGGACGCGAUAAACUCCGAUCCGGCCUUGAUAAAUUCAAGGUCAAGGUAUUGAAGCGACCGAAGACGCCCGUUUCCGGAUCCGAGGCCACAUCGGCCCAAGAGGCGCUUCCUCCUUCUGCCGCAUCUGAUCCGCCACCUGCGUCUGAGCCUGAGUUGUCAGCAUUGCAGACACGACUUUGGAACAAAGCGUACGAAGGCGUGAAACAGAAAGAACCUACCGUUGCCGAGGCCUACGAGAAGAUUCUGUUUGUGGAGAUUCCCAAAGCCCAACAUGAUUCGACUGGGGCUACGAGCGAACAGAACGCAACAUCGGCCGAGAUGAUUCAACUAGUCAAUACCGGAGUGGAACGAACUAAAAAAGAAGUCGAGAUCAAAGGAACGGUCAAGCAGUGGCUAGACAUUGUCAACUCCGUGAAAGGCGUCAUCGACAAUGCCAUCAAGGUCGCCCCCGACGCUGCGGUUGCCUGGGCUGGUAUCUGUAUUGGCUUGGAGAUUAUCACAAACCCGACCAAGGAGCCAGAACUCAACCGCACAGGCAUCACACACGUUCUGUUGAGAAUGCGGUGGUACUGGAAACUCGCAGAUCUCCUCCUCGGAGACGAAAGAGCACAGGCGUCUCGUGGAAGCCUACGGGGUGAAUUAGAGGAGCACCUCAUACAGCUCUACCAAAGCCUCCUCCUCUAUCAGAUGAAAAGUGUCUGUCUAUACCACCGCAAUUGGGCUGCAGUUCUCCUUAGAGACGCCGUCAAGUUUGAUGAUUGGGCGGCAAAACUUGAGGCCAUCAAAUCGGAGGAGACUGCCAUCAAGGCAGACAUAGAACAGCACAACUCAGAGAUUGUCAAGUCGACCCUUUCUGACAUCGAACGCGCCGCUCAACACCAAAGCAACACGCUUGAAGACAUUCUCUCUUCUAUCCAAGUCCAGAAUGAGCAGCAAAAGAAGCGGCAUGAGAGUGAUGCCGACAAACUCUGCCGCAAGGACUUGCUUCUGACAGAUCCGAGAAUGGACAAAAAACGGAUCGAGGACUCAAAGGGCGGGUUACUAGAGGGUUCAUACAAGUGGAUUCUCGACCACUCUGACUACAAAACUUUCUUGGAGGACCCCCAAAGCCGCCUCUUCUGGAUCCGGGGGGAACCUGGGAAGGGGAAAACGAUGCUGGUGUGCGGCAUCAUUGAUCAUUUGAACCAUGAGAAAAAGCCCGUAUCCUACGUUUUCUGUCAAGAGACUUCGCUGGACCUGAGAACCUCAGUUGGUGUGAUACGAGGCCUCAUCUACGAUCUCAUCUCGCGUGAUUUAUCACUCAUUUCGCAUGUCCGCCGCAAGUACGAUAUUGAGGGGAAAAAAUUGUUUGAAGGAGUCAACGCCUGGUGGUCGCUGAAGGCCAUCCUCAGCGACAUGCUGCGAGACUGGCGCGGAUCCAGUCCGAUCUUGGUGGUGGAUGCCCUUGAUGAGUGCACUACCGAGAGAGGAAAUCUGAUGAAGCUGAUAGUCGAAUUUUCCAACUCGCCCGACCACAACGCCAAAUGGGUCGUCUCCAGUCGCGACUGGCCGGAGAUUGCUGGCCAGCUGAAGGGGGCAAACAAGACCAGCAUGAGACUUGAGCUGAACCAGGACAAUAUCUCCAACGCGGUCAAGUUUUUCAUCGAGAAGAAAGUGAACGAUCUGGCAAUCGACAAGGAGUAUGAACCAGAAACCAGGGACUCUGUAUCCACAGAGCUAGUAUCAAAAGCCAACGACACAUUCCUGUGGGUCGCCUUGGCAUGUCAAACCUUGGGCUCUGAACAAGUCACCAAGUGGAAUACCCUAGAGAUUCUCAAAUCCAUACCAACAGGACUUCCUCAGCUCUACAAACGCAUGAUGACAUAUAUAUUGGGGUCCCCGGAUAAGGACAUAUACAAGCAGAUCCUCGCCACUGUGUGUGUUAUCCUUCGCCCCAUUACGAUCUCGGAGCUCAAGGCUCUUGUUGAGCAGCUCCAGAACCGCCCUGUUGAGGGUGUUAGGAAUGCGGUUGAAUCUUGCGGCUCCUUCUUGACUCUCCGGGAAGACGUUGUUUACUUCAUCCACCAAUCUGCCAAAGAUUUCCUUCUCAAGGAGGGGUUUGACCAGAUAUUUCCCUCCGGAAUCGCACACCAGCACCGCAAAAUCUUCUUCAGAUCGAUGGACGCUCUCGAGGGAUUGAAGCAAGACAUGUUCGGUUUAAAAUCGCCUGGCUAUCUCAUUGGGGACGUCCAAACUCCAGAUCCCAACCCACUAUCGCCAAUGACUUACUCUUGCGUCUUUUGGGCCGAGCACCUCCUCACUCCAGAAGUUGCGGCUCCGGGUGAAGAUAACGAAGCCCUGAAAGUGGUUGAAAAGUUUUUCAGAAACAAAUUCCUCCACUGGCUCGAAGCUCUUAGCCUCUUGCGCAAGUUGCCAACGGGGAUAGUCACAAUGCUGCGCUUGGAGUCAGACCUCGGCGAAAUAGGCACUGCGAGCCUCGCAGAAUCGCUCCGAGAUGCGAGGCGAUUCGUUCAGUCGUGCCAUGCGAUAAUCGAGGCGGCUCCGCUUCAAGUAUACGCAUCAGCGUUGGUUUUCAGCCCGACAAGAAGUCUAGUGCGAGAGCGAUUCGCGAAGAGUAACAAAGUGGGCGAGGAGGGAGGUUGGCUGCUGUCAGGCUUGCCUCUAAAGCCAGACUGGGAUGCAUGUCUUCACACCCUUGACCUUAAGUUCAACACCGUUAGCGUAAUGGCGCUUUCACCAGAUGGAACGCAAAUCGCAGCAUGUUUAGGCAACGCGGUCCAUAUCUGGGACUCAACCUCAUUUGAUUGCAUUGCAACAUUCCAGGGGUUCUCUUCCGAAGUGCUUUCACUCAACUUUUCUCAAGAUGGUCAGAGGCUGGCAACGGGCGAGAUGGACGGAGGAUCGAGAAUUUGGGCUACUGGUGCUGGCAGUUGCAUCAGCACCUUUCGCAGCACAACCAAGAGGCCUAUUUUCCAGAUCUCAUUUGCGUCUGAUGAUCGACAGCUGGUAACAUGCUCAAAUACGACUGGUCGGCGGCUUCAACUGGGGCAGGUCGAGGUCUGGGACGUGGUUGCGGGAGAACACACCCAACCCGCCAUAGCCCACUACCAACUUGAGGAAGGGCUGGGGCGGUACGCUUUGUCGCCAAGCGGCAUGAUGUUGGUAGCGGCCAGUCAUAGGAGCACAAUAAAUCUUUACUACACUCUGACGAUGGAGUUGGUUAAAACUUUAGGACGCGAGGGCCAUCCAAUCAGCUCAAUGGCCUUCACGACUGAUGGUAACCAGUUAGCAACCGCCCCAUCUCACGGAACACUCCAGGGUCAUACUCGUGAUGUAUCCAGCCUUGCUUUCUCGCCGACAAAAAAGCAACUUGUCUCUGCUGCGCCAGAUGCCCUGGUCAAAAUCUGGGACACAUCAGCAAAGGAUGUGAAAGAUGAACUGGACAAUGAAACCAUCCAGGGCAUCGCACUGUCACCAAAUGGUCGGUUGGUUGCAUCCACGUCGAAAAAAUGCAUCAAAGUCUGGGACGCCAUCGAAGCCUCUUGCAUUCACACUUUAGAGCACCAAAGGGAUUGGCCAUACGUCGACUUUUCCCCGGAUGGUCAGAACCUUUGCAGCCUUUCUAAAUCUCAGGAUGGUCGACGUGGUGUCGACAUCUGGUGUUUGAAUCAAGGUGUUCGUGUCCUGAGUGUUGAAGAAGUCCUGUCACGAUAUUCCCCAACCUGGUUCGUGGCAAAAGAUCAUCGGGUAAUUGCACUAGCCUUAUUGGACGGGUCAAUCGGCAUCUGGAACCUGGCCGACGGCGUUCAAAUUCGACAGCUUCCGAAUGGCUAUAUUCCCAGCGACGAUUCGAGGUUAAACCCCCGGCGAUUGGUCGCCCUUUCCAGCAACGGCAGAUGGUUUGCCUCUGGGUGCGGCACUGAUAUCAAAAUCUGGAACGUCGACACAGGCCGUCUUGUCCAUCUACUCUCUGGGCACCGCAAUGAAGUGGAGUGCAUAACAUGGUCUCCCCUUUCCGACUACCUUGCAUCUACUGACCUCGACGGUGACGUCAAGAUCUGGGAUAUGACCCAAGGAUCGUGCACUCACACGGUGUCCUCUUCCGGCUAUUGCAGUGACCCCUCGCUCACCUUUUCGCCAGACCAGAAAUUGCUCGUAAUAGGUUUCCUCAGAUAUGAGCGUGGUUUCGAAGGCAAAACUGUUAACAUCUGGGAUAUGGACAGGCGAGUUGUUGUCCGGACGACCUUGACGUGCCAUCUCUUGAAGCGAAAGGCAGAGAAGUAG